Larimichthys crocea (large yellow croaker) is the source of this 1751-nucleotide messenger RNA. RefSeq names its product threonine aldolase 1 (gene tha1). The record is from RefSeq and is a predicted model, not a curated record. Lineage: Eukaryota; Metazoa; Chordata; Actinopteri; Sciaenidae. Gene Ontology annotation, molecular function: L-allo-threonine aldolase activity. The transcript is spliced from 7 exons. Gene Ontology annotation, cellular component: cytosol. Gene Ontology annotation, biological process: glycine biosynthetic process; L-threonine catabolic process. The coding region runs from base 262 to 1575 and encodes 437 amino acids.
UUAAUAUUGUGAAUACAAUCUAUAAGUAAACGAGGUGAACAGAUAAUAAUUUCCUGGAUUAUAUUAUCAGUUAUUCAGUCAGUGUUUAUUUGCAGUAUAAUUAGCUUUGUUGGGAUAAUAGCGCCACCUUGAGGUCCCCUAUGUUCUGUGCAUGAGCAUACUCUGAUAGGUCAUCCAUUAACUUCCCUUGCAGUCAAUGAUUAUCGAUUUCCAGUGACUGAUCCAAAGUUCAACACAAAAACACCACACAGGAGGAACAUCAUGGCUGUGAAAACACUUUCCUGCAGAGUUUUAUCCAAGCUUUUCAACCACGGUGUGAUCGCUUCAACUAACCCGCUCAGUGCACGAGAUGCAGCAGCAGCAGCAGCAGCAGCAGCAGCAGUGCUGGGACGGAGCUCCGUGCGAGGCUACUACAACGCCGGGAAGCCCAGGCACACCGGACCGGGCGGUGCGGUUCAUGCCCGGGUGGUGGAUCUACGCAGCGACACGGUGACCAAGCCCGGGCCGGCGAUGCGGCAGGCCAUGGCGGAGGCCGAGGUCGGAGAUGACGUGAUGGGAGAGGACCCAACUGUUAACGAGUUACAGAAGAUUGCAGCCGACAUGUUUCAAAUGGAGGCUGCACUGUUUGUUCCCACUGGAACAAUGAGUAAUCUCAUCGCAGUAAUGGUGCACUGCAGGGAGCGAGGAGACGAGAUGAUCGUGGGCGAUCUGUCCCAUUUGCACAUCUAUGAACAAGGAGGGAGCGCACAGCUGGCUGGUGUCCACGCCACCACGGUGACCACGCUCCCCAAUGGAACUUUUGACUUAGAGCAGCUGGAAUCGAAGAUCCGCCAUGGUUACCCCGACCCCCACUACCCUCGCACACGUCUCAUAUGUGUGGAGAACACACACAACAUACAGGGAGGACGUGUGCUACCACUGACCUUCCUGCAGGAGGUUCGUGCUUUAGCAGACAGAUAUGGUCUGUCAGUUCAUAUGGACGGAGCCAGGGUGAUGAACGCUGCUGUGUCCCAGGGGGUGCCACCAUCUACCAUACUGCAGCACACACACACUGUCAGUGUGUGCCUCUCCAAGGGUUUGGGUUCCCCGGUGGGAACCAUGCUGGCUGGACCCCGAGACUUUAUAUCCCAGGCAGUACGGUGCCGUAAAGCUCUGGGUGGGGGGAUGCGGCAGGCUGGUAUACUUGCAGCAGCUGGAAAGAUGUCUCUACUGGAGAUGGUGGGACGACUGGAGGAGGAUCACCGCAAUGCAAAAACCUUUGCUCAAGCUCUGCUCGACUGUGACCCUCUCCUGUUCAAUGUAGAGAUGGCUGCCGUGGAGACAAACAUCCUACGUUUCUAUCUACAGGAGUCCAGUUUAAGUCCCUCUGAGUUUUGUGCCCGCAUGGCUCAGGUUGGCGAGGGAGAGGAGGCCGCACUGGGACAGGGGAUACAAGUUCUCAUGUACCCCCAUUUUGGGAAUUCUGUCCGGGCUGUAUGGCAUCUUGGAAUAUCCCAUGAAGAUACCCAGCUGGCCAUCCGGAAAAUGCAGUUUGUUGCUUCUCAGUACUCCAAGGAAAAACUUAGGGCCCAGUGAAAACCUGAUACUUCCCAAAAAAGAUCUAAUCUGAUCAUUCGGACUGAUCAAAGACUAAUCAUGAAAAAGACUCAAGGAUGGCAAACAUAGGACAAAUACAACUGGAGUCAUUUUGACUUGUGGACAUCUUUAUAUAUUUAAAUAUAAAUUUAUUGAUUAAAUUCAGUGAACCACUA